Molecule: messenger RNA, 1977 nt
Organism: Fonsecaea multimorphosa CBS 102226
Lineage: Eukaryota; Fungi; Ascomycota; Eurotiomycetes; Chaetothyriales; Herpotrichiellaceae
Exons: 2
Coding region: 1-1977 (658 amino acids)
Source: RefSeq, a predicted model, not a curated record
AUGUGGAGACGAAACAACAUACCAGACUACCAAAUGGGCUACCAAGCUUAUCCCUAUCCCGAGCCAACAAUGGAUGAAAGAUACCUCGAGACAAUCCCCGAGGUCGAGUCUUUGUACAGUCGCCGUAGUAGUGUUGCGGCCACUGCUCUUCCAGAACUUCCAUUUCGGCCUGUGCCUCCCAUGGAGGAGCGAGCGUCGGUCUAUUCCAUCGAUCAGGAUUCGGCCUCUCCUAACAUCUCCGACUACAAUCCACCACAGCCCUCGACUCAGCCGAGACAUCAACAUGAUGCCAGUCAAGCAAGUGUCUCACCUUUGAGCAGCCAGACCUCAUUCCACCCCAACGGCUCUGACGCCUCCCUGGUCUCUCCGAUCGAAUCCUCACACCCAACCCCCACGCAGCCAGACAAGUCGUUCAAGAGUCAGAUACCGCGGAAAUUACCCCUUUCAGUUUCACAGAACAAUGCCGAGGAAGGCAUUAAAAAGCGAUGGAAUCUGCGGAAAGAGGCCAACGAAGAGACUCGAUGGGAUGAAUAUUCGGGCGAACCCAGUCAGGCAGGGAAGCCACCUUCCGCCCGUCCUGGAGCAGCCCCAUCAUCUGCAAUCGACCAGUCAUACCCCCAGCUUAAAGAGAGAACGCGCCAAAUCUUGGCUGGUUUGAAGGAAAGGGAAGCAGUCAAAAAGUCGGCUUGGACAAAGUCUUCGUCCCCCACACCAGCAGAUGGAAUAGAUCCCGCAGACCCUUUGGACAAUCCCGUCCAGCGACCUCCAUGGAAGGGGGCAAGUGGUAGACAUGCCAUAGUCGAGCCUGUUAAAAAUACCCCAGAAGCUCGCACUCGACCGCUGAUGCUGGUAGAGCGCCAUAAGAUGGCCGACAAAGAUACAAGCAGCGAGACGCCCGAAGAAACGGUCCCUGUCGAAAACACUGCCAUGUCUCCCAUCGAUUCACUUUCAGUCGCGGCUUCACAACUUCCGAACCUCAGAACUGUGGACUCGGAGGAAAGCCUGAAGCCUGUCGCCCCUCUGAAAACCAGAAAAAUACCACAAGCGCUGUCGCCGCAAGUCCUGUCACCCAAACAGCUUGAGUAUACCCGGCUAUUAGACAGCCCAUUCCAAAGCCCUGGCCCACGUCCACCCGCCGCCGAGCCAGCCCAAAGUCCUGAGCACAGUGCCGUCCAAGAGUAUGGAGCUGACAGCCCUACACUGGGUUCAAACACCCCCUCCUUCAUCGGCCCGGACAGGAGCUCCAGCGAAGAUUCAUUCGAUCCCACCAUGCACCAGCCUCCGUUGCAACGUGAACCAGACACCUCAUCGAGUUGGAACACUUAUGCGACCAGCGCGGCAGAAGAUAGCAGUCAUGUUCCUUCCAGUCCCAUCGCACGAGAGGAACUGACAAGCAGCCCUGUGCCCAUAAUCCAGCUACCACCCGAGGCCGUUCCAGAACCAAUCGUCCUCCGCAAACGUGUUGCGGCGAACAAUAGUGGCCAUCGCAGCUAUGACAACUACAGCAGCAUCUCCCCUUUCUCAACCAUCUCGGGGCGAAAGUCGUCGAACAUCCUCAGAAAGGCUGUCGGCAACGAUUCGAAUGCCAACGACCGCAAUGGGAAACCUCGGGCUGUGUCUCUGAUGUCCAGCCUUUCGGCCACCAAGUCCCUUCCUCCAACACCUGUCGAACUCCAGGCUGCUGAUAAAAUCACUUUUCUCACAGCCCGACUGGAAGACCUCGCUCGGCGUAAACGAAAUCUAAACAAAAUCAUCUUGGAACUUCAGGAAUCACUGAGGAAGAACGCAAUCGUCUAUGACUCGAGAAAGCGCAAGGAAGUCGAUAAGAUGAUAACCAAUCUGAAUUUGGAGAUCCAGGAUGUCAAGAACGAGGAGCACGACGUUCAGCUGAGGCUGCAUCGUGCGCAGAAGCGGAGGGACAAGGACGACUUUUACGAGCAACCUACUGGGCUAUGGAUCAAGAGAGUGACCACCUAA